Messenger RNA from Rhizophagus irregularis DAOM 181602=DAOM 197198, 534 nucleotides. NCBI's taxonomy places the organism in Eukaryota, Fungi, Glomeromycota, Glomeromycetes, Glomerales, Glomeraceae. The record is from RefSeq and is a predicted model, not a curated record.
AUGCCUAAAAGAAAUCUCAAACAAAAAUAUCGUCCUUUCAUAACAUUAUGUAAAAAUAAUAUAAGAAAUUAUUUUCGAAUGAAAAAGUUUAACGAAAUUAAAAAAAAAGAAGAAAAAAAUAAAAGAAGGAAAUUUUUUAAAGCCUUUUCACUGACUCUUGGAAAAAUUUUAAAUUUUGUAGAACCAUAUUUAUCUAAUAAUGAAUUUAUUAACGAAACGAAAAUUAACGAAGUACAUGAGAAGUAUAAUGAAGCCUUUUCACUGACUCUUGGAAAAACUUUAGAUUUUGUAGAACUUAAUAAAGCUAUGAACGAAAUGAAAAUUAACGAAGUAUGCGAAAAAGAUAAUGAAAACAUAAUUAUGUGUUCUUGGUGUUUAGAAUGUAAUUAUUCAUAUUGUAAGUGUAGACCUGAAAAAAGAAGUAAUGAUGGAUAUUGUUUAAAAUGUGGACGAUUUAGAUGCAAAAAAACAAAUUAUGGUAAUUAUAAGCUUGGUCCUCAUAAGUUUAAUUAUAAAGGAAAAUUAAUUAAAUAG